Molecule: messenger RNA, 1040 nt
Organism: Myotis davidii
Lineage: Eukaryota; Metazoa; Chordata; Mammalia; Chiroptera; Vespertilionidae
Gene: CRIP3
Product: cysteine rich protein 3
Exons: 8
Coding region: 440-715 (91 amino acids)
Source: RefSeq, a predicted model, not a curated record
UAAUUGCAGAAGCCUUCAGAUUUCCAGAAGGAAGGACUACAGAAGACAUCUCUGCCCCAGUGAUAGAAGCCACAGGUACCACAGAAAUGAUGAGUGUCCUUGGGGCCAAUAGGCAGUCACCUCUAGAGUCUGACUUCCAGAAGCGGAGAAGGUGAGCUCCCUGGGCAAGAACUGGCACCGCUUCUGCCUGAAAUGUGAGCACUGCCACAGUGUCCUGUCCCCAGGAGGGCAUGCAGAGCACAAUGGGAGGCCGUACUGCCACAAGCCAUGCUAUGGGAUUCUCUUCGGACCCAGUGGCGUGAACAUUGGUGGUGUGGGCUCCUACCUCUACAACUCUCCCAUUCUCACCCGUGCCAACACCACUCCCCUCGACCCCAGCAGUUUCAGCCCCCCAAGACCCAGGACUGGCCUCCCCCAGCGCAAGAAAAGCCCUUCCCACAUGAAGACAUUCACUGGGGAGACCUCGCUGUGCCCUGGCUGUGAGGAACCUGUCUAUUUUGCUGAGAAGGUGAUGUCUUUGGGCAGAAAUUGGCACCGACCCUGUCUGAGGUGCCAGCGCUGCCGGAAGACUCUGACUGCUGGGAGCCACGCUGAGCAUGACGGCGUCCCCUACUGCCACAUCCCCUGCUACGGCUACCUGUUUGGCCCCAAAGGUGUGAACAUUGGUGAUGUGGGCUGCUACAUCUAUGACCCUGUGGAGAUAAAAUCCAAAUGAGAUGCUUACAGAAGUCACCCUAACUCAGGCCUCCCAUCAUCCCCUCCAUGAUCCAAUGGGAGCUACAGAAUUCUUCAAUCCCAUAGAGGUAGGGGAGGAUGGGAUUCUGGCAGUGUGGGCCUCAGCUCCAUAGCAGACCAGAAAGUCUAGACUUUCUCUGCCAACUCCUCCCUUUCUCAUUCCUAUCUGCUCAGGGGAACUGGUCCACCCCAUUUUGAAUGUUGGCCUCUUGUCCUUUCCAAUUCCUUUCCCCAGCAAAUUCUAUAACUUCAAGGUAUUCAUAAAACUUGUGUUUAUUCAGUCUUCUCCAAUAAAAUGUUGGCUC